Messenger RNA from Salvia hispanica, 3010 nucleotides. RefSeq names its product sphingoid long-chain bases kinase 1-like. Gene Ontology annotation, molecular function: ceramide kinase activity. The record is from RefSeq and is a predicted model, not a curated record. Gene Ontology annotation, biological process: phosphorylation; ceramide metabolic process. Lineage: Eukaryota; Viridiplantae; Streptophyta; Magnoliopsida; Lamiales; Lamiaceae.
AGAAUUGAAAUAAGACAAGAAAACCAGUCUCUGGGUUCUGCUCGUAUCUCCAUCCUUUUUAUUCAAACCACCACCGAUCUCCGCCGCCCCCGCCGCCUGCCGCCGGGGGAAAUCCGUGACCUUUCUCUAAAAACAAAAGAUAUUUUUCCUCAAAGACUUCCUUUUCUGAGGUUUAUAUUUUUGAAUGCAUCUAUUCUGAUACUUCAACUUAUCUGGCUGGGUUACAGCCAAUCCCUAAUUGGACUCUAGAUUAUAUGCGACCAUGGAGCUUCUGUAUUAGUAGAUGUCCUUUUUCUUUAUUGUCCAUCUCUUUGUGCUUGAGAGCCGAUAUGCAGAAUAGUGGGAGUCUGUCCAAGCAUAGUUCUUUGCGACUGACGACUCAGCAGUCACUUCAUCGUCUCGGCCUUUGUUCUCAAGUUUCAACGGCACGACAAACAUCACCUAUUGUCUUUCCAGAAAAACGUAAUAGUAGAGGGAAGACCACAAAAUGUGGAGAACUCAGUGUCGGCAAUGAUGAUCCAAAUGGGGCUAAGAGGACAGAACACAGGAUUGAUGUUGGAGAUGAGAAAUCUGAUUUACUUGGAUAUGAACUGUUCACUGGUAAACUUUCCCUCGACAAAACUAAAUCCAGUAAGGACUAUGAGCUACAAACUUUGGAGAAUUCCAACUCAGACGCAGUUAAUGCUAAACUGACAAGCAAGGCACUGAUUUGGGGUUCUAAGAUGUUGCAUCUGGAUGAUGUGAUUUCGUUGUCCUACUGUGUGGGGCUCAGACAUUUUACUGUCCAUUCAUAUCCACUUAGAAAGGGUUCAUGCUUUUUGAUGAAAAGUGGGAGAAGUCGGAAGGACUUCCGAUUUUUUGCUUCCACCCCUGAGGAUGCAAUCCAGUGGGUCAAUGCCUUUGCAGAUCAGAAAUGCUAUGUGAAUUGCUUGCCUCACCCUAUGGCUUCUAAGAAGCAGAAUUUGGAUUCAAUUUUCAAUGAGUUUCCACCCGAGUCAUAUAUUAGAUGUAAAAGUCCACCCAAAAUGCUUGUCAUUUUAAACCCUCGUUCUGGUCAUGGCCGUUCAAGCAAAGUUUUCAAUACAUUGGUAGAACCUAUAUUUAAACUUGCGGGAUUUGAGUUAGAGGUUGUCAAAACAACAUCGGCAGGUCAUGCUAGAAAGCUUGCAGCCAGUGUUGAUUUCACUACAUGUCCUGAUGGUAUUAUAUGCGUAGGAGGAGACGGAAUCAUAAAUGAGGUUUUGAAUGGAUUACUUAGUAGAGAGAACCAGAAAGAAGCAAUUUCAAUCCCAAUUGGAAUCAUACCUGCUGGGUCUGAUAAUUCUUUAGUUUGGACGAUACUUGGAGCCAGAGAUCCCAUAUCUGCAGCAAUUACAAUUGUUAAGGGCGGUCUUACUGCAACUGAUGUUUUUGCUGUGAAGUGGAUCCAUACUGGAGCUAUUCACUUUGGGAUGACUGUUACAUACUUUGGUUUUAUUAGUGAUGUAUUGGAGUUCUCCGAGAAAUUCCAGAAGCGGUUCGGCCCUUUGCGCUAUUUUGUUGCUGGUUUUCUCAAAUUUUUCUGCUUGCCCAAGUACAAUUAUGAAGUGGAAUAUCUUCCAGCACGAAUUGUCUCUGGAGAUGGAAAAGCUUCGGAUGGCCAUGAAAUCGUUGACAUGUCAGAGCUCUACACUGAUAUCAUGCGUAAAUCAGGAAAGGAAGGUCUUCCUCGGGCCUCCAGCUUAUCAAGUAUCGAUUCAAUAAUGACCCCAAGCCGAAUGUCUGGAAAUGAUUUUGACAUGACCUGCAGUACCACUGAGCCAUCAGACUAUGUGCGAGCAAUAGAUCCAAAGUCGAAACGACUCUCAGCUGGUAGAAGCAACGCAACAGCCGAGCCAGAAGUCAUUCACCCUCAGCCGCCACAUUCUGUUACUCCAAACUGGCCGAGGACGAGAUCCAAGUUGAGGACGGAUAAAGGCUGGGCUGGUACAAUUACCAUAAGUAAUCCCACUAGAAGUUCCUGGGGCAAUGCGACGUAUGAUAAAGAAGAUAUCUCUUCGACAUUGUCAGACCCUGGUCCAAUUUGGGAUGCUGAGCCUCGAUGGGAUUCGGAGCCUAACUGGGACGAACAACCUAUUGAAUUGCCAGGGCCGCCUGAGGGCAGCGAAGCUGUGGAGAAAAAGGAAAUCACCCCCAAUCUGGAAGAGAAUUGGGUGGUUGCUAAAGGUCAAUAUCUAGCUGUCCUUGUUUGCAAUCAUUCGUGUAAAUCCGUCCAGAGUGCGCAGGUUGUGGCGCCCAAGGCCGAGCAUGAUGACAAUACCUUGGACCUUUUACUGGUUCGUGGAGGCGGACGAUUUAAGCUGCUGAGAUUCUUUUUGCGUCUGCAGAUGGGCAGUCACCUUUCCUUGCCAUAUGUCGAAUAUAUUAAGGUGAAGUCCGUUAAAAUUAAACCUGGGAAGCACACACACAAUGGAUGUGGCAUUGAUGGUGAGCUGUUUCCAGUCAACGGGCAGGUGCUCUGCUCGCUACUUCCAGAACAAUGCAGGCUCGUUGGCAAUCCAUCGUCUCGUAUCCUUUGAUCCGCAUUGUCAAGGUAUGGAAAAUCCUCUUACCUAGUGGUGCAGAAGUGAAGAGGUGAAAAGGCGAUGCUUGAGAGGCUUCGUUUGUCUUGGUGCCCGCUUGUUUUUUCAUUUGACAGAGUUUGAGGUCGUUGUAGAUUUUUGUCGAUGCUCCAUUCUUUAUAAAUUAACUCUCACUAUAUCGCGUCGUGUGAAUCCUUGUCCAGUUGACCGGAGACAUGCAUAUGCCCGCGAAGCUAAUGUGUCCUACCGAAUGUAGCCCUUGAUCAUUUUAUCUCAUGUAUUGUACAUCAAAUUGAUUCACACUCCAGAGUUGAUCUUGUGUGUAUUUUUCUUUCCUAUUUUUUUUUUCUUAAAUGCCUUGUGCUGUAUAGAUGUGUUUAGGACCUGUGAUAUUUGUAUUAUAUCAUAUUUGACAUUUCCAUUUUGAUGAACUGCCAAAUUUAGUCGAA